AUGUCGGAGCGAGCUCCUCGUGGCACCCGCCCCAGUCUCCGCCGCAGUGCCGUCUCGCACUCGUUCAUCCAUGAUCACCAGCAGUACAAGCCUGCGGCGGCCUCCCCGCCUUCCUACCAGCCAGAGCUUGGCGCCUCCAUCUCGGGUACCCUAGAGGACCCCAAGGUCAAGGAGAGCGGCAUCGUUCACUCGCUCUUCGGUGAUGCCCUGGCUGCGCUGCCAGCAGACACCCCCAAGCUAGUCGCAACCAUCUUCUAUGUCGGCGACCAGAGCAAGAAUGGCAGCAGGAGCAAUAAUAGCAACAGCAACAGCAACAGCAACAAGAACUCUUCGGCUGACCUGCCUACAGCGGAAGAUCCCCUUGAACCAGCUGCUCCAUCCUUGCCUCUAGAUGCGCUGUACGGCUGUCAUGUCUCCCAGCUGUGCCUGACGAGCUUCAUACAGAUGAUCGAAAGUCUCUCGCAUCCGUACAGGCGCAUGUCCAGCUCGCACAAAUGUCUUGACAGGCAGGAUAACCCUCGCGUUGUUGAGGUCACCAUCACCCCGCCGCCCAGUGGUGAAUACCUCUCCUUUGACGAGCUGCGUAAACAUGAGAGCAUCUGGAGGUUUGAGCGGACCUGGAACGUCGAGGUUGUGCUGCAGAUGGAGAAUGUCUGGCGGCGUUACAAGCGCCUCGCCGUAUUUGAUAUGGACAGUACCCUCAUCCAACAGGAGGUCAUCGACGAGAUUGCCAGAGUCACUGGAGUAGAAAAGGAGGUCUCCGAGAUAACCGAGCGUGCGAUGAACGGCGAGCUAGACUUUGAGGCCUCUCUUAAAGCUAGGGUAGCUCUUCUCAAAGGAACAUCUGCAGAUGUAUUUGACAAGCUCAAGUCCAUCAUUACCAUCUCUCCAGGUGCCCGAGAGCUCUGCACCGCGCUCAGGAAACUUGGAUACAAGACUGCAGUUCUCAGCGGUGGAUUUCAGCCACUAGCUGACUUUCUCGCCGAUCAACUGGGCCUGGACUACGCAGUUGCAAACCACGUACAUCUCACCUUGUUUGUUAUGCUCUGUGCCUUUGCUAUCCGGCUCGUAAUCGACGAAGCCACCCAGACACUCACUGGCACCCUCUCACCGGAUCAUCCCAUAGUAGACGCUAAGCAAAAACGCUCGCUGCUCCGAGCUCUUGCACUUAAAAAUGGCAUAGAUAUGCCUCAGACUCUCGCGGUAGGUGACGGUGCUAACGAUCUUCUGAUGCUAAAGGAGGCGGGGUUGGGAGUUGCAUGGUGCGCAAAAAGCAUGGUGCAGUUGGAAGCACCAACGAAGCUGAAUGGAGAGUCUCUCACUGAUAUCUUGUACCUUCUCGGGUUGAGCGAGCAGGAGGCCCGGUCGUUGAUAGUGAGUCCGUCUGUCGACGAGUCGUCGAUGAAGGAGUUGACCACAACGGAGCGGUCAUCGUAG
Molecule: messenger RNA, 1437 nt
Organism: Trichophyton verrucosum HKI 0517
Lineage: Eukaryota; Fungi; Ascomycota; Eurotiomycetes; Onygenales; Arthrodermataceae
Exons: 3
Coding region: 1-1437 (478 amino acids)
Biological process (GO): L-serine biosynthetic process; dephosphorylation
Cellular component (GO): cytoplasm
Molecular function (GO): magnesium ion binding; L-phosphoserine phosphatase activity
Source: RefSeq, a predicted model, not a curated record